CUCUCCCACACGGACGCAGCAUACCUCCUCUUCACAAGCCACCGUGCGUGCUGGGGCUGACGCGAGUACCCGCAUACUGAGUGCGGACCGCGGAGUGCUGUUGCACGCAUCCUCGAUAAUUUUUUUCUCCGAUAGCCAAGCCUACAUUUUUCCCCGUCCUGACGCAGAAAAGAAUAGUGGCUUUGGAUCCGUCUUUCAUAAUACGCAUAAGCGCCCUCUCCACCCCGGUCUCGCUCUCUCAUCUCUACAGGAAGCUACAGACAAUUUCGGAAUAUGGUACCUCUCCGUGGCAAAGCCAUGUGACAAGGCUUUUCAUCAUUUGGUAUUUUUCCUCCCACAGCACAAGUCGCAGCUGGGUCCGUCCGUCUGCUGUGGCUUUGGUGAAUUUCAAAGAGUGGCCAAGUGAAGGAAAAAUAAAAAGCUCCUGGGAGAAAUGGAAGUUUUGGCCGUUGGCUUGGUCCGCUGAGGCUGCUGCUGCUGCUGGUGGUUUGGCGAUUGGUGCAGGGGGAAACUGCGUCGCCAGGUCUGAAAGGCUGGGGAUCUCGGGUCAUUAUAAACGGACCUGCCUUUCAAGAUAACAAGGUUUUCCCUCACGUUAUCGAAUGGUUACAGAUUUAUUCCUUUAAAUGAGCUGCCACGUCCUCCUGCCCCUCAGCUCCCCUUAACGCGUCGGCGUUUGGAUGCGGUUUUGUGUUCUCUGCGGCUCAGCGUCUCUCCGCUCGCCGAGAAUAUGAUUUAAUGUUGGGAAUUUCAACAGGGUGCCAGUCUAUGAGUACCUAGGAAUCUCUCCCUCGUUUCACCCACAGUCGAGCAUCGCACUAUCAAGAGAACGCAUCGAGGCAGAGAUCACCGGGAAUUUCCUUGACCAGAUGGACUAAAAAAGAAGCUUCUAUUCUCGGGAUUUUAACUGUUCGCUCUCACUCGGGGAGCUGUAGUUUUCUCUGGUUUUGGGGGGAAAUAAUCUGGACAUAAUGAAAGUUAUCUCGGCUAUGUUGCUUGUCGCCGUUUUUUGGAGCCAGGAGUGGAAGUCGGCGCUCUCGGAUUCAAUCAUCCACAUCGGCGCCAUCUUUGAUGAGUCAGCACGGAAAGACGACGAGGUGUUCCGCCUUGCUGUGGCAGAUCUCAAUUUGAACAACGAGAUCUUGGAGACGGAGAAGAUCACCAUCUCUGUGGAAUUCGUCGAUGGGAACAACCCAUUCCAGGCUGUGCAAGAAGCAUGUGAGCUGAUGAACCGCGGUAUCCUGGCUCUGGUUAGUUCAAUUGGCUGCAUGUCGGCAGGCAGCCUUCAGACUCUGGCCGACGCCAUGCACAUCCCCCACCUCUUCAUCCAGCGCUCCCCAGCGGGAACACCCCGGUCCGCCUGCCCGCCCACCAGUCGCUUGCCUGGGACUGAUGACUACACCCUAAUGGUUCGCCCACCUGUCUAUCUCAAUGAUGUCAUCAUGCAAGUGGUGUCUGAGUAUAGCUGGCAGAAGUUCAUCCUCUUCUACGAUUCGGAUUUUGAUAUCCGUGGUAUUGAGGAUUUUCUUGACCGGACGUCUCAGCAGGGAAUGGACGUAUCCCUUCAGAAGGUGGAAUCCAAUAUUAAUAUGAUGAUCACAAGUCUGUUCAGAACAAUGCGCGUGGAGGAGCUCCAUCGCUAUAGGGAUACACUACGCAGAGCCGUGCUGUUCAUGAGCCCAGCUACUGCCAAGGCUUUUAUCACUGAGGUGGUGGAGACCAACCUGGUGGCCUUCGAUUGUCACUGGAUCCUGAUUAAUGAGGAGAUCUCAGACUACGACUUGCAGGAGUUGGUCAUGAAGUCAAUUGGCCGGCUGACGUUGGUGCGGCAGAUGUUUCCCAUGCCCCAGAACACAACCCAGCGCUGUGUCAAACACAACCACAGGAUUAACACCUCUCUUUGUGACCCCAAAAACCCCAAAUCUCAGCAACUAGAGAUCACCAACCGCUACAUCUAUGAUACUGUGCUGUUGCUGGCCAACACCUUCCACAGAAAGCUGGAGGACAGGAAGUGGCACAGCAUGGCGAGUCUGAGCUGCAUCAGGAAGAACUCCAAACCGUGGCAGGGAGGCAAGAGCAUGCUGGAUACCGUCAAAAAGUUCGGAGUGAGCGGCCUCACCAGUUUCCUGGAGUUCACUGACAACGGCUCUAACCCCAAUAUCUUCUUUGAGAUUCUGGGAACAAAUUAUGGAGAAGACAGGGGGCGAGGAGUCAGUAAGCUCGCAACGUGGGAUCCAGUUCAUGGAUUGAAUGGCACACUGACAGACAGGAAAUUGGAAAAUAACAUGAGGGGAGUCGUGCUCCGAGUCGUCACUGUUCUGGAGGAGCCAUUUGUAAUGGUGUCCGAGAAUGUUCUGGGGAAACCAAAGAAGUACCAGGGCUUUUCCAUCGACGUCCUGGAUGCCCUGUCUAACUACCUGGGCUUUAAGUAUGAGAUCUAUGUCGCUCCAGAUCACAAAUACGGCAGCUUGCAGCCCGACGGUCAGUGGAAUGGACUGAUGGGCGAACUGGUCUUCAAGAGAGCCGAUGUUGGACUUUCCGCCCUGACCAUCACGCCUGAGCGAGAGAGCGUUGUGGACUUCACCACGCGCUACAUGGAUUAUUCUGUGGGCGUUCUUCUGCGCAAGGCCGAGCGCACUGUGGACAUGUUUGCCUGCCUGGCACCCUUCGACCUGUCACUGUGGGCGUGCAUUGCAGGCACUGUGCUCCUCGUUGGCAUCCUGGUGUACUUGCUGAACUGGCUCAACCCACCUCGGCUACCUAUGGGAUCCGUGUCUUCAACGACACUCUACAAUUCCAUGUGGUUUGUGUACGGCUCCUUCGUGCAGCAAGGUGGAGAGGUUCCCUACACCACCCUAGCUACGAGGAUGAUGAUGGGCGUCUGGUGGAUGUUUGCUCUAAUUGUCAUCUCCUCGUAUACUGCCAAUCUCGCAGCUUUCCUCACCAUCACGCGCAUAGAGAACUCCAUACAGUCUCUGCAGGACCUGUCCAAGCAGACGGAGCUGCCUUACGGUACAGUGCUGGACUCUGCAGUAUACGACCAGGUGCGCUCCAAGUCUAUGAACCCCUUCGAGCGAGAUCCCAUGUACUCCCAGAUGUGGAGGAUGAUUAAUCGCACUGGAGGAGGAGAUAAUAACGUUGAGGAAUCAAAAGAAGGCAUUCGCAAGGUGAAGUAUGGCCGGUUUGGCUUUGUGUGGGAUGCAGCGGUGCUGGAGUACGUCGCGAACAAUGACGAAGAUUGCUCCUUCUACACCGUAAGCAACACUGCACCCGACCGCGGAUAUGGCAUCGCCAUGCAGCACGGCAGCCCCUACAGAGACAUUUUCUCGCAGAGAAUUUUGGAACUCCAGCAGAACGGAGACAUGGAUAUACUCAAACUGAAGUGGUGGCCCAAGGACAGCCCCUGUGACCUCUACAGCUCAAUCCAGACACGACAGCGUGGCAGCGCUCUAGACAUCCACAGCUUCGCUGGGGUUUUCUGUGUCCUGGCAGCCGGCGUGGUCCUCUCCUGCCUCAUUGCCAUGGUGGAAAGCUGGUGGUCGCGAAGGAAGGGAUCCAGGGUCCCCUCCAAGGAGGACGAUAAGGAGAUCGACUUGGAGCACCUACACCGCCGGGUUAACAGCUUGUGCACCGAGGACGAAAGCCCCCACAAGCAGUUCUCCACCUCUUCCGUCGAUCUAACACCCCUUGACAUGGAUGCGCUGCCUGCCGCCCGCCAGGCGCUCGAGCAGAUCAGCGAUUUCCGCAACACCCACAUCACCACCACCACCUUCAUCCCCGAGCAGAUCCAAACCUUAAGCCGUAGCCUCUCCGCGAAAGCCGCCGCUGGAUUUUCUGCCGGUUUUGGUGGCGGUGGCGGUGGUGGGGUCGGCCUCCAGGACCACCGAACUGGCGGGGUUGGCCCAUUCAGGCAGAGGGCCCCGAAUGGUGGCUUCUUCCGUAGCCCUAUUAAAACAAUGUCCUCCAUCCCCUACCAGCCCACAGGUCCGGGACCCAACUUUGGAUAUGGCAACGAUCCAGACAGGGGCACCUCCAUAUGAGGAGUUACUAAGGGUGUGGUUGGUUUGGGAGCAAGAGUAGAAGAAGGAGGAGGCAAGGUGGUCAGGGUUUGUUGUGGGUUGGUAGAACAGCUACAUUGUGGCUAAGCUAAAAAGUCAGAAGACAUAGAUCUGUGUACAUAAGAAUCUUUCUGUUUUCAGUUUCUGCUUGGGUGUUUCAAGGGGUGUCUAUUUUGCACGUGGAGAAGACAAAGGAGGUGGAGGUCAGUUGGGGCAUUUCUUAUCCUCCUGUUAACCAUGCUGGUGAGGUGCCAGAAGUGAAAGGCUGGGGGGUUUGAAUAUUUGCUUUAUUGUUGUUGUUCUUGUGAUUGUUUGGGGGAUUAUUUUGGGGGAUAUGUGUGAAAGAGGGACAUUUUUUUUUAUUAUUUCUGUUUUAUGACAUGAGGACUGCCUCAUGUGAUGGAAAUUGACUCCUAUUAUUGUCUGAACCCACCUCAGGGGGUUUAGUUUAUACUUGUGCACCGCCAGGAAACAGGCUACUUCUAUAUUGUUGUUAGCUCCCUGGAUGAUUUUGGCAGGUGACUGGUGGUCUCUUCAGCCAUGAAACUACUUCAAGGGGCUCCAACUUAAUAAGCAAUUAUCGGGCCGGUAUUUUGUGAAGGUAUAUAUAUAACAUUUAGUUUUGUCUGUAGCCCUGGGAAUACAUACAGCAGCCCCUUGUAGUGUUUUGAAAAGGUCCCAUCUCAGUGAAUAUUGGAAGAUUUCGCUUCUCCAGUUUUACUCUGCCUUUUCAUUACAUGGAAGUCCAAACUCAGUUUUCUCUUCUCUGGUAGGGUGGGAAAUACGCGAUCAUCUCCAAGAUGGUGUCCACACGGUGGCCUGACUAGACCCAAGACUUUACAGCUGAACACAUGCUGACACCUUCGCGGUGCAUUGGUCUGAAAACUGUUGAAACGCCAUGACAGUGCAACAGUACGACACUGUAGAAUCGCCAGUUUGGUGCAUCGAUCUUAAACUACUUCUGCCAUUUUGGUGCAUCAGCCUGAAACUGUUUUCACCAUUUUGAUGCACAUUAAACUCUUUGUGAAGCCCACUGCACUGUACCAGUGCCCACAGACCUGUAAGUGAUUGUAUGUAGAUCUGACCUUCUUUUCUUUUCUCACCUGUACUGUGCUAUCUGCUUUUCAAGUCAAGGUGAGACUAAUCAGACUCUAAGAGGUAUGGUAAAAAAGGGAUAACAUAAAAAGCAGCUUAAAGACUAAAAAAAAAAAUAAAAUACAAGCCGAAAGACUUCAAAAAGCUUAUGCUUAUUAUAUGUCUUUUAUUGAAUUAUGUUUUUGACAAAAAAAAAAAUAGAUUUUAAUGCGUGGAAUGUGUUUUGGUCAGGACGUACAAAAAAAAAAAUAACGAUGUUCUGAGCUGUCUACUUGUUUUUUUUCUCUCUGCAAACUUUGAAAAACUGCUAAAUGAGUGCUGUAGUCUCUGGUUUUGCAUCAUGAAGUCAUUCAAACUUCUCCUACUUUUGAUUUUUCUUUGUUUUGCUUAACUUUACUGCUACCAUGGCCCGGGUGUUUAAAAGAAAAAAAGCUCAUUCUGUGACGUCACGUCAUAAGCAAGCUCAUUAAUCACUUCUUAUCAGGGUCAAGUGGUGAAAUGGAGUUGAUUUCAUCUCGAAGAUAAGCCAUUGCAGCAGCAUCUUCAGUACAGGCCUUAUGUCAACUGUAUAGCUGUACCCUCCCAACCUCCAGUCGAACCCAAAUUAUCACCGUGUACUGGAGAUAUUGAAGAGCGAAUCAGUUCUUGUGCUGUUGGUCAUGGGAACAUCCUGAAGAGUCAACAGCCAUCGGAGUCCAAUGGCUGCCUUUUAUGAGAUGAGUCCAAAAUACGCAUCUGUUUCAUAUCUCUCAUGUUAAGGGUACUGUUUAUAUAACUUUUUUUUUUGUUUUUUUUUUAAGUGCCAAUUAAUUAAAAUGAGACGAUUAAGGUGCAUUUCGGGAUGGGGAAUAGGAGCGGUACAUGACGUGUGUAAAAGGAAUAUUUUGUGAUUAGAGGGUGGGUUGGUAAAACGGAACCAAACCUUUUUCACUAACACUGUAUUAAUAAUUGAUAAUGUUAGUUGUUUAGAACAGGUUUUCAGUUUGUUAUCUUUAAGAACUAAAACUGCAAAAUGUUGUGUGUAGAGAACUCAGUCAAGCCACAGUGUUUUGAAGCAAGCAUUCUUAGGCAUUUCUUUUCUUAUAUUAGGCUACAGUAUGGCUAUUGAAUGACAAAUAGGACACAGACGUUAAAUUUUUUUUAAUUUACUAUAAAUGAAAGAGACAUUAUAAAAAUGUAUAUUUUACAUGCUGAUGCUAUUUUUGUUUAACAAAAAAAAGAAAAGAGUAUAUCAUGUUGAGCUAUAGUGUUGAGUUGAGCAGCCACUUUCUUGCAUCUGGUCCUGCCCAAGGUAAACAUGAACACGUACACACAAACUAUCUUUUGCUUUUCUCAUGUCAUCCUGAGUUCGUUUUAUUAUUUGCUGGCUAAAAUAACAAAAAAGUGGCAAGUUCACUAAAAAGGAAGCAUGCACAAACUUGCUGUUUUUGCUAUAUGUUAACAUUUUUAAUUUCAUACAUAGAACUACAGGAUUUACUUGAUAAUUUUCAAAAAUUAUGAUGUACAGUAUUUAAUAUAGGCCUAUUUUGUUGUAUGUGUUGCAUAUUAUUCAAAAACCGAACAAACUGGGGCCUCUGUUACAAGUGGCAAAGCUUUCUGUGUAUAAUUUGUCUAAUAAACAGGUUUUCUACA
Molecule: messenger RNA, 6785 nt
Organism: Mugil cephalus (flathead mullet)
Lineage: Eukaryota; Metazoa; Chordata; Actinopteri; Mugiliformes; Mugilidae
Gene: grid2
Product: glutamate receptor, ionotropic, delta 2
Exons: 16
Coding region: 972-4040 (1022 amino acids)
Biological process (GO): modulation of chemical synaptic transmission; monoatomic ion transport; synaptic transmission, glutamatergic
Cellular component (GO): plasma membrane; postsynaptic membrane
Molecular function (GO): glutamate-gated receptor activity; transmitter-gated monoatomic ion channel activity involved in regulation of postsynaptic membrane potential
Source: RefSeq, a predicted model, not a curated record